GCCGGGCCAGACGGACCAGAGCUGGCCGCCGGGCCGCGAUGGGCGAGGGCGGGCUCCCCCCGGCCUUCCAGCUGCUGCUGCGCGCCUGCGACCAGGGCGACACGGAGACCGCGCGGCGGCUGCUGGAGGCCGGGGUGGCGGAGCCAGCGGAGCGCGGCGCGGAGCCCGAGGCGGGCGCGGAGCCGGCGGGGGCCGAGGCGGCCGGGCCCGGGGCGGCGGCAGCGGCGGGCGGAGCGCCAGUGCCCGUGGACUGCUCGGACGAGGCGGGCAACACGGCGCUGCAGUUCGCCGCGGCCGGCGGCCACGAACCUCUGGUGCGCUUCUUGCUGCGCCGCGGCGCCUCGGUCAACAGCCGCAACCACUACGGCUGGAGCGCGCUCAUGCAGGCAGCCAGAUUUGGGCACGUGAGCGUGGCACACCUCCUUUUGGAUCAUGGGGCUGAUGUCAAUGCCCAGAACCGGCUAGGGGCCAGUGUGCUCACUGUGGCCUCUCGGGGUGGCCACCUGGGUGUGGUGAAGCUGCUCUUGGAAGCUGGUGCCUUUGUAGACCAUCACAACCCCUCAGGCGAGCAGCCGGGAGCAGGGGACAGCAGGGACGAACUGUUGGACAUCACAGCCCUGAUGGCUGCCAUCCAGCAUGGUCAUGAGGCCGUGGUACGUCUGCUGAUGGAGUGGGGUGCUGACCCCAACUGCGUGGCCCGAACUGUGGGCUGGAGCCCACUGAUGCUGUCGGCGCUCAUCGGGAGGCUUGGCAUGGCCCAGCAGCUGGUGGAGAAGGGGGCCAACCCUGACCACCUCAGCGUGCUGGAGAAGACCGCCUUCGAGGUUGCACUUGACCGCAAGCACAGGGACCUUGCAGACUACCUGGACCCACUGACCACGGUCAGGCCCAAGACAGAUGAGGAGAAAAGGCGGCCUGAUAUUUUCCAUGCAUUGAAAAUGGGAAACUUCCAGCUGGUCAAAGAGAUUGCGGACGAAGACCCCAACUACGUGAACCUGGUCAACGGGGAUGGGGCCACCCCGCUGAUGCUGGCAGCUGUCAUGGGGCAGCUGCCGCUGGUGCAGCUGCUGCUAGAGAGGCAUGCUGACGUCGACAGGCAGGACAGCGUGCACGGCUGGACGGCCCUCAUGCAGGCCACCUACCACGGGAAUAAGGACAUUGUCAAAUAUCUGCUAAACCAAGGGGCUGAUGUCACUCUUCGUGCAAAAAACGGGUACACGGCCUUUGACCUAGUGAUGCUCCUGAGUGAUCCUGACACGGAACUUGUUCGACUGCUGGCAUCUGUCUGCAUGCGGGUGAAUAAAGACAAAGGCCGGCCCAGCCACCCACCGCCUCUGCCCCACUCGAAGGCCCGACAGCCCUGGAGUGUCCCAGUGCUGCCUGAUGACAAAGGCGGGCUUAAGUCCUGGUGGAGCCGAAUGUCCAAUCGGUUCCGGAAGCUCAAACUGACACAGACCUUGCCCCGUGGGCUCUGCAGUAACCAGCCUUUGCCUUUCUGUGAUGAGCCAGAGUCAGCGCUGGACUCCACAAUGCGGGCUGCCCCCCAGGGCAAGACAGGCCGCCCGGGGCUUCAUGAGGUGGCCCCCACAAUGAAAGAGAAUGGUCCUGGGAGCAUGAGAGGAGACAAAGAAGAUGUGUUAUUGACGACCAUGCUUCGCAAUGGAGCCCCCUUCCCCAGACUCCCGAGUGACAAGCUGAAGGCAGUCAUCCCUCCUUUCUUACCCCCUUCCAGUUUUGAGCUGUGGAGCUCCGAUCGGUCCCGGACAUGUCACAGCGGGAAGGCAGAGCCCGUGAAGACUGUGCUGCCCCAGAGAGCCGGCAGGGGCGCCCCCGUGGGCGUGGCUGGUGGGAGCACAGACGCUACUCCUGUGAGGCCCGUUAAAUUUCCGUCUCUCUCCAGAAGCCCCGCCUCUCCUGCCAGUUCUGGGAACUUCAACCCCUCACCUCAUUCCUCAGGUGGCUCCAGUGGGGUAGGGGGCUCGAGCAGGCACGGUGGGGAGCUGCAUAACCGCUCAGGUGGCUGCAUAGACAGUGUCCUGUCACAAAUUGCUGCCCAGAGGAAGAAAGCAGCCGGAUUAUCGGAGCAGAAGCCCAGCCACCAGUCAAGUCCCCUUGGGCCAGCGGCAGGGUCCAGCUCAUCGGAACUCCCAGUCUCCCCUGCAGGCAGUGGCGGUCCUGGUGGCAAGAAACUGGAGACAAGCAAAAGGCCUCUGUCUGGAACUUCCACUACCUCCAAGAGCACCUCCCCUACGCUCACACCCUCCCCCUCACCCAAAGGGCACACGGCCGAGUCCUCGGUGUCGUCCUCUUCGUCCCAUCGGCAGUCCAAGAGCAGUGGGGGCUCCAGCAGUGGCACCAUCACAGAUGAGGAUGAACUGACUGGAAUCCUUAAGAAAUUAUCACUUGAGAAAUAUCAGCCCAUUUUUGAGGAGCAAGAGGUGGACAUGGAAGCGUUCCUCACGCUCACUGACGGUGACUUGAAGGAGCUGGGUAUUAAGACAGAUGGAUCCAGGCAGCAGAUUUUGGCAGCGAUUUCUGAACUGAAUGCAGGCAAGGGACGCGAGAGACAAAUUUUACAGGAAACCAUUCACAACUUCCACUCUUCCUUUGAGAGCAGCGCCAGCAACACCAGGGCCCCUGGAAACAAUCCCUGUACAUGAUCCUCCCUCCUGUGGUCACCAGCGUGAGCUUUCUGAAUCCCAGUGCUGCCCUCACAUAGCCACUGCUCCAGCCAGCAUCAGCUCUUCCCCAUUCCCUCAAACACACCUCACUUGGUCACACCGCUGUGCCUUUGUCACGUUCCCUCUGUCCCGAACGCCCAUCUCCCCUUCUUUUCCCUGCUGUCCUAGUUGGUGAUGCUGUUGCCGUAAGGACCUCAAACGCAGUAGACUCAUCCUCACGUGAAGUCCCGUAUGGCUGCUUCUGCUUGGUAGGUGGCUUCCCACUGUGAUUUGGGGAACCAGUUCCUUUCACCUUGGUGGCCCUGUCAUCCCCAGGGGCCUCAGUAUCUUUGCCUCUGGCUGGCAGAAAGGGGAAAGGAACGGUGGAGAAGGCACAGCCAUUCUUAACCACCUUCCUCUUGAUGGCUCCUGCUCUAGCCACUCCUGCUCACGUUCCGUUGGCCACCAGUAGUCACAUGGCCCCACCUGGCUGCAAAGGAGGCUGGGAAAUGUAGUCUUUGUUCAGGCGGUGGCUGCCCAGCAGCAAGUCUACACUUAGCCAGUGCAGCACAUGUUUUAGAGGAAGCUUAGCUUUCCCUGACACAUCUUCCUGUAAAACUUCUAACUUGUUCUUUGUGAUCCAAGUCACCUAUCCAGUGAAGCCUUUCUUGACUCCCUUACACAGAACUAACUUUUCAGCUCCCAGGGUCCCUUACUGCUUGUUUAUAACUCUGUUCUAACACUUCGCUGCACCGACUGCAUACACCAUACAACAGGUGUUUAGGAUGUGUAUGUUGAACGCCUUUCUUUAUGGCAAUGGCAGCCUUUUCUGUAAGGAAAAAAAAAAAGUAGGCCUGCUGUGUGAUCUUGGAUCCCUUCUCCUUUCUGGCCGUCAGUGUCCUCACCUGUAAGAUUGGGCAGUCAGGCAGGAUGAUGCUCUCAUAGUCUACACUGCUCGCCCCAUGUCACUGUAGGCCUUCCUGCACUUCAGGGGAGAGCCGAAGACCCUAAUAUAUUACAUUGUGGAAGGACUUUGGUGCUCAGAUGUUCUAGACAAAGAAGCCAAGUGUUUGGAAUUUCUUGUACACCCUGCUAAUGCUAUGUUCCUCAGAAGGGAAUCGGUUCUUACCGUUUUCUGCCAUGUCCUAUUAUAUUAGCAGAGCUCCGACUUCUAAAAUCCAGUAGCUUUUGGAAGUGUUUUCAAGUAAGUAAUUUGGCCAAACGCUUGCUGCAUUUCUGUAAUGUGCUGGGUGCCGGGGAUACAGAGACAAGCUAGAGCCAGUCCCACCCUUGGGGACCUUGAUAGGUAGGAGAAGACAUGAAUGGUCGGUCCCAACCUCGAGAAGCAGCAUGGCAGAGUGGUUUGUGCUCUGGACUCUGGCUCAAAGUUCACCUCUAGCCCCAGGGCUGGCCAGCUGUGUGGCCUGGGACAGGUCACUUGGCCUGUUGCUCAGAGCUGAGAGCCACUAUGCAGAAAGCUUUUGGUCUGCACACAGUACCCAGUAGACAGUAGCCUUCACAGAGUUCUCGUCUUUGCCAUGAGCUCCACCAGGCUGUGUGCUGAUCUCCUUGGGAGGCGUGGCCUCUCGUGUCCCUCCCCAGCCACGAAAGCCUGCUCCCGCUCCGCUGGCUUCUCGGGGUGGCUGUGACCACAUUGCCCCCUCAUGCUUCUCCUCCGCCUGUUGAGCCAGCCCCGCCGUCCUCUCAUCCUCCCACCAGCAGCAGCCGACUUGCAGCAUGACUGGAGAGAGGUUUCACUUUGGCCAUCACCGACAGGCAUCUUUAUAAAUAUCCCUCAAAGUCAGGCCUUUAAGGGCACGUGGUCAUUGAGCACCUACUGCGGGCAGCAGCUUGACCUGUGUCAUCCAUCCUCCCCGUCACCCUGGAGAACCUGCACAUCUGGGAGACAGACAUGGAGUGAAGCUGCGUGCCAGUUACCCAGGCUGGGGGGAGGGGGGUGGCUGGGCAGAGCUGGCCUCGAACUGGAUCGGGUGGGCUUCCAGGCCCAUGCCUUGUCCACUGAUACAGGUAGACUCCUGGAGCUGGAAGCGCCCGGUAUUCUCACUGUUGGAAUGGACUGGUGUCUUCAGGGGUUGGUUCUCAAUAGGCCGAGGGUUGUUUGCCCCUGAAAUACAUUGGCCCCUGAGUUACAUGCUUUGAGGUUUUGUGUGUGCUUCUUGCUGCUGUCCUGUUUUUUUCAUAAGCCCUCUAUUUGUGCAGCGUCCUUUCAGGUACGUUUGAUUGAACUUCCGCCACACACAAGAGCUGUGCUGGAGGGGGCACCUUUCCGCAGUGCAAGCUCCCGUGAUCUCAUCUGCUGACCCCACACAGAGCAGGGCUGAUUCCCAUUUUGCAGAUGGGAAAGCUGAAGCUCAGGAGAGAUGCCUCUCUUGUCUUUUCCAAUGGACUCAAGUGGUUCUAAGGCUUUUUCUCCCAGGCAGUUUGUGUGUUGCUGGAUGAGAGAUUCCUGGCACCCUUUCUGGGCCAUGAUCUCCCCCUUCCUGGUGACACCCCCUGCCCUGCACAUGUAUCCCCUGCCUGCCUGUAAGGGGCUGUUCUCCUCCACAGUAAGUGUUUCCCUUGCUCAGUGACCUGGAACAGCAUUCCCCAAAGUGUGUGCCUUGGAACACCACUUCCAUGGGAUGUUAAUGGGUUUUUCAUAAAGAAAAAUCAAGGGAGUGUAUAUGUGAAAGUGGGGUGAGGCUUUGUGAUCAAGUAGGUUUGGCAGGCACUGGGUUAAAGCCCAGUUAAUGUGGUUGUCUUGCUGCAGGACCUCUCAGGACCUUCAGCGUGCCCGCGUGUGUUGGGCCUCCUGGAGGGGGCCGUGUAGCAGGUAGCAUUUCCCAUAUGUUUGCCCCUAGAGUGCUUCUUCACGGUGCUCUUGCAAGACAGGUUCCUGGGACACUGUCAGGGAAACCUGCGUUGACUGGGACAGUGGGAGCCAUGAGGACUCACAGCCACUGGGAGUAGGGUGAGGGGGCACUCAAGGGGCUUCAGCUGGCUCAGGGGUCCUUGGUUCUCCUCUGUCCCCCAGCAUCUCUUGGCAGAGGUGCCCUGCUUGGCAAAAGGAUAUCAGGGUAGGGGAGUCCCCUGACUUUUGGGUGAUUGGGACCUGGCUCAGAGGACUCUCCAUCUUUUGCAGGGGGUCUCCUGCAGGGGAGAGGCACUGUUUCCCAGCCUUAGUGCCGGAUUGCCCCCACACACACCGCGUGUGCUUCAUGUUUGUGCCACGCCCCCACGGGCCAGGGGUGCUCCCACCUUCCUUCGGCACCACACCGUCACAUGUAAGCCAGCUAGUUUUGCAAGGAGAGUGCUUACUCUUUCAUCCUUGCAUUCACCAGACAGACAUGCACUGAGCAUCCAGCCUGUGCAUGCCCCUGCUUGUGUUUUGGAUCCAGAGAUGAAAAUACACCCAUCUCUGCCCUCAAGGAGCCCACGGUGUCUUAAAGAGACAAGCAUGUAAAUAAAGCAUUGUGGUGCUGUGUGAGGAGGCUUGUAAUGAAGGUGUGUGCUGGGUCCCUGGCUCCGAGCACGUCAUCUGUCACAGCUAAGGUUUGGCCCCGUAGGAGAGGGCCGGCAGAUAAGGAAGCCAAUGGGCCCCCAGACAGGGACAGCAUAUAACAUUUGUGGACUGCAUAUGGCUGGGGUUAAGUUAGAUACCUGUUUUUCUGAUUUGGGUUGGGUUUUUUUGUUGUUUUGUUUUUUUGAUUUGGGUUCUUUUCUUUAAAAUGCAUAGAAGCAGUCUGUCUCCCUGGAAAGAGCACUGAAUCUAGAGUCAACCCUAGCACUGGGUUUUGGCUCAGCCACUUACUGGGUAACAGCAGGCUUAUUUCUUCUUGAAUCUCAGUUUUCCCUUUUGGUUAGAAGGGGCUAGUGCUUCCCAAGGUGCCGAAGAUCAGAUGUAAGUGAGAAAGCCCUUUCCGCACCGUGUGGAGCUGAGCAGACUUGAGAAAUCAUCCCCUAUUGGUCGCACAUUUGGAAUCAAUCUCAACAUUCUUUCCUAUCUCCCCAUCCUCCCCCCCCACUUGCCCAGACAUAGCCAUAGCUGGGGUGGGGAGCAGGGAGUAAGGCCAGAAGAAGGGGCCUCCUGCCAGAGGGAGCAGCAGCUUCCAUGGCUCUGCUGGCAUCAGAGCCUAAGGACGCAAGGAUUGAUAGAGGAUCCCCACACUCCAGCAAUCCUGACUCUGGGUGCUUGUGUCUUUGGGAUUCCCAGCAAGGUGGACAGAAAGAAGCAGGAAGGCUUUCCAGACAAACUGCAGGAGCUGAUCCAGCAGACAAAGAGGAGGCAGGAAACCCUUCCAGUUUUCUCUUACCUUGGAGCUGCCCAAGGACAUAGCCAUGCGGGCCAGGAUCAGACUAGGCAGCUGUAGGCACCUACGCUGACCCAUGCCUCCAAGAACACCUCCCAAAGCUCGGGACCCUUCUUGGGAAGAUUUUGCAGCACAGCCUGAAGGGGUUGUGAAGCAUCAUCCGUGCCCAUCUGCCCUUGUCUAUUUCAAGCAAGAUAAUCAUGUCUUUUUAACUAAUAGAUCCUGUUCAACAUGUAAGGACACCUGAUGUUUUUCCCUGAUAAAGUCAAUACCAAAUUCUGUAGGACAGGCUGGAGAAUGAAUCUCCUCCCCAGGAGGUGGGAGGUGAAUCACCUCCUCUGGGUGGGUUCCCCUUAAAUAUUUCUGGAGGGCUUGCCAGAUUCCCCACUGGCCUCCGGGGGCCCCUGUUCCUCUGUAACAUGCUAUCUAAGAGGGGAUUAGACCCUGCCUGAAAUUUCAGCCCCCCAUCUAAGAAGCCAGUCUCUAUAGACAAUGAUUCACCAAAGCUUGGGAUGAAGAGGAAUCAAACAGAAUCACUGGUAGUGGAAUAGAGCAGAAAGCCCAGUUCAUCGGUCUCCAGGUCCUUCUAUGGCAGAGACCACCCACGACUCCCUCCUCAGGGCCCUGCCCAGUGACGUGAGCCAACCCCACCACGUUCCCAGUUCCUGUGGGAGCCAGCUCCCUAGGGCUAAGGGACAAAGGGCAUGGCUGUCUCUUCAGGGAGACCCUGUCUCCACCCUCCACGUGGCUCGGGUGGAGUUCAGCCUUAAGUCCUCAGCAACACCACUGUAUGCUUUGAUAAGAGACCAGGUUGCCAUUUUGUUUCAGCCCUCCAGAGUGGGUUCCCAUGUUCUUCACCCAUCAAACAUUACUUUUAUUAUGAUUUUAGUGUUAUUUCCAUGCAGGGACUUGAUUCUUUAAAGGACUUUUGUUUGCCAAAUGUAUAUUAAAUACCAUUGAAUUUGUCUUCCCACUUUGAUUUUGCUCAUCGAAGGCAUAAACGCUCCUUAGAUUUCUCCCAGUGAUAACCAUUACAGAGCAGGUGCCCGCAGCGUGCUGGCGCGGCAAUAAGCUGCCUUGCUUCCUCACGUGUGCCCCCUCAGGCAGCUUUCUAAUUCCCGUCCUGCCAGUUCAGUGACUGUGGCACACAGAUUUUGGUUUUUUUCGUCCUAAGUGUCCUCUUUAAUCCCCAUCACCUAUUCCAUCCAGUCCCUCACCCCCAUCGCCCCUCCAGUAACCACCAGUUCUCUAUAGUUAAAAGAGUCUGUUUCCUGGUCUCUUUCUCUUUUUCUUUGUUCCUUUGUUUUGUGGCACACAGAUAUUAACCUCACCCAGGUCCCCCACUUAACAGGGACAGUGGGUUUGAAUGCAGGUCGCACCUCUCUCUGGAGGAGCCACAUUUUCUCCAGGAUGUCUUUCUGCCUUCCGACAUAGAAACAUUAAAUUGGUAUAAGCCCAGCCAACAACAAAAAUAAAACCUGUUAGUCUGUA
Messenger RNA from Callorhinus ursinus (northern fur seal), 8461 nucleotides. Lineage: Eukaryota; Metazoa; Chordata; Mammalia; Carnivora; Otariidae. The record is from RefSeq and is a predicted model, not a curated record.